Messenger RNA from Lathyrus sativus (Indian pea), 945 nucleotides. The record is from the annotation of a GenBank genome assembly. NCBI's taxonomy places the organism in Eukaryota, Viridiplantae, Streptophyta, Magnoliopsida, Fabales, Fabaceae.
AUGGGCUCAGAAACCACACCACAACUUCCACUAAUUGACUUCAAUAACCUCAACUUAGAAACCAAAAGUCCCAAUUGGGAGUUAGUGAAGUCCCAAGUUUACAAAGCACUAGUAGAAUAUGGUUGUUUUGAAGCAAUUUUUGAUAAAGUUUCUUUAGACCUUCGCAAAGCCAUAUUUGAUUCACUAGAAGAGCUUUUUGAUCUCCCUUUACAAACCAAGCAACUCAAUGUUUCUAAGGAGCCUUAUCAUGGUUAUAUUGGUCAAUAUCCUGUGGUUCCACUUUAUGAAAGCAUAGGCAUUGAUGAUGCAAAUGUUUUUGAGGAAGUCAAAAGCAUGACCAACAUCUUGUGGCCACAUGGAAACCAAAGUUUUAGUAAAACUAUACAUUCAUUCUGUGAAGAGCAAACAGAGUUGGAUCACAUUAUUAGAAAGAUGAUUUUUGAGAGUUUAGGUGUUGAAAAGUACUUGGAGGAACACAUGAACUCAACCAAUUACCUUCUUAGGGUUAUGAAAUACAAAGGACCUCAAACAAGUGACGCAAAACUAGGUCUUAGCAAACACAGUGACAAGAAUGUUGUGACCAUAUUGUACCAAAAUCAAGUGGAGGGUUUGCAAGUUAUGACCAAAGAUGGUAAAUGGAUAAGCUACAAGCCUUCUCCUGGCAAUUUUGUAGUUAUAAUUGGUGAUUCUCUCCAUGCAUGGUCAAAUGGGAGGUUGCAUCCCCCAAUUCAUCGGGUGAUGAUGAGGGGGAAUGAGGCUAGAUAUUCGACAGCCUUGUUCUCUAUCUUUAAAGGAGGGAGCAUUAUAAAAGCUCCGGAGGAGUUGGUGGAUGAGGAACACCCUUUGCUCUUUAAGCCCUAUGAUCGUGUUGAGUUUCUCAAGUAUUAUUUCUCUGAAGAAGGCCAAAGGGAUCAAAAUGCUUUGCGCACUUUUUGUGGUGUUUGA